AUGCAGAUCGGCACUGUGAAGUUGCUGGAAAUCCGCUGAAGAUCAAAAGCACCAGAAAACCACUGUCAUGUAUCAUUGGGUAUUUAGAGGUUCAUCCUGCAGUGAAACCUAAUGUAAUCAGGUCAACACCAAGCCUUCAAAGUCCAAGUGCAAAACGACUGCUUGCACCAUCUAAUCACUCUUCAUUAAGUAUAUUGGGAAAAAGAAACUACACUCAUCAUAAUGGCCUUGAUGAAUCCUCCAGCCAUACCACAAGAACAAUAAUGCAUGCUGCUCCCCACGUUCAUAUGACCAACGGUAAGGCCUUGCAAGCCAGUGCAAGUGCCUUUAAGGCAAGCACGAUUCCAGUGAUCAAGAGACAGAGGCAAAACUGGCUCGAUGCUUCAGAUGAUGGUUUCUUUAUAGCUACAGAAGAGACCAGUGCUGAAGCAGUUAGAAACCUUCUCACGAAAAAUUCGUAAGAAGUUCACCAGAUUGCAACUGAAAAGAGCUUCCAGAACACCUUGUACUACAAUUAUUGCGAAGACAAAGUCUCUCACGAACAAUAGGCAGGCACAAAUAGAGCCUGGAACUAUCAUGCACUGAAGAUUACAGCGACAGCACCAUAAUUGUGUCCGAAUCAUGUGUAAUUGUGAAUGCAGAUACAACAGGACCUUCCACAAGUAGAUGAAAGACGGAAACACUGCAAGGCCAGACUGUGGCUGGGUUUUGUGUUCUGGGCAGAAUCCAACAGCAGCCCUUGUGUCUCCCCAUCUCCACAAGGGCUACUUCUGGUUAGCUGGGCUAGCUGAUCUCCAGUUGUCCUCCUGUUCUUCCCAUCAGCAGUCAUUAGAGUUGGCUGGUCAAGGAGGGACAG
Messenger RNA from Tinamus guttatus (white-throated tinamou), 856 nucleotides. NCBI's taxonomy places the organism in Eukaryota, Metazoa, Chordata, Aves, Tinamiformes, Tinamidae. The record is from RefSeq and is a predicted model, not a curated record.